CGAUAUUUGUGGUCGGCCAUUGCUAGAGUAUAAAGAUGGCGAUGACCGUCUGUACAUCCGCAUCUACAUCAGCAUCAGCUCGUGAAUUGCAAACGUGCAUCACAAGAUGAAGUGCGCAAUUAGUCUCGUCGCUCUCGGCCUCGCCGCGACAGCACAAGCAGCUUACUACGAGUACACCACGGUACCGGGGUAUUUCCUCCAAGACGAGGCCAGCACCGACCCCUCAACUUUUGACUACACAGCCAACAACUUCGGCCUGAUCGACCGCACCUACGACACGGACAAUGAGAACACCAAACUCACGCAAUGGCAACGCUUCUACAACCACAUCCACUCGCUGAACAAGCACGCCCCCAUAAGACAGAAUACAAGUCGUUAUGGUACUCCUGCUUGGAAUUGCUACUGGUCCCUCCUAGACGGCAACGGCACCGUAACCUGGUCCGACGCAGACCUCACCCCCUCCGGAAUCGCGCAAGCCCAAACCGCCCACGACUUCUGGGCUUCCCUGAUUGCCAGAGACGGAAUGCAUACGCCCGACGCGUACUUCGUCAGUCCGCUGACGCGCGCUCUGCGGACGGCGAAUAUCACGUUCUCGGACCUAGCCUUACCCAAGGGGGAGGCUGCGGCGUUCCGGCCGCUGGUUAUGGAGGGGCUGCGCGAGGGGAUCAGUCUGCAUACGUGUGAUCAUCGCCGGAGUAGGUCUUAUAUUACGGGGUUGUUCCCCGGGUGGGAGAUUGAGGAGGGGUUUAGCGAGGAGGACGAGUUGUGGAAUGGGGUUACGGGCGAGACGAGCGCGGCGCAGGAUGUGCGGAGUAAGAGUGCGCUGGAUGAGAUGUUUGAGCGGACGGAUCCCAAGGCCUUGUUUGUGAGUGUGACGGCGCACUCGGGCGAGAUUGCCAGUCUGCUGCGGGUGCUUGGGCAUCGGGCGUUUUCGCUCAAGACCGGCGCGGUGAUCCCUGUGUUGGUCAAGGCGAAGAAGUCCUCGAAUAAGUGUGCGCCUGAACCGACCACGGUCUCCUGGACUACUUCGGCGCAUUGUACGGCGCCGCCGGUUACGUCGGUUACGGCGUGUGUGUGUGCGUCGUCUGCGGCGCCGGUCACCACGCCUUUGGCCACGGGGUUUCAACUAAAUUAGGAGUGAUGAUCGGUGACUACAAGGGAUGAGAUGUAAUAUGUUAAUCAAUGUAAUUGCUAC
Messenger RNA from Aspergillus novofumigatus IBT 16806, 1195 nucleotides. Its product is annotated as histidine phosphatase family protein. The record is from RefSeq and is a predicted model, not a curated record. Gene Ontology annotation, cellular component: cytoplasm. Gene Ontology annotation, molecular function: phosphatase activity. Lineage: Eukaryota; Fungi; Ascomycota; Eurotiomycetes; Eurotiales; Aspergillaceae. The transcript has 4 exons. The coding region runs from base 107 to 1135 and encodes 342 amino acids.